Molecule: messenger RNA, 1593 nt
Organism: Cryptomeria japonica (Japanese cedar)
Lineage: Eukaryota; Viridiplantae; Streptophyta; Pinopsida; Cupressales; Cupressaceae
Product: trifunctional UDP-glucose 4,6-dehydratase/UDP-4-keto-6-deoxy-D-glucose 3,5-epimerase/UDP-4-keto-L-rhamnose-reductase RHM1-like
Exons: 1
Coding region: 143-1264 (373 amino acids)
Biological process (GO): nucleotide-sugar metabolic process
Molecular function (GO): dTDP-glucose 4,6-dehydratase activity
Source: RefSeq, a predicted model, not a curated record
AACACUUUGCAUAUGCAGAAUUCUUUCUGUAUCAUCACUGCAUGCUAUAUAUGGUCGAGUUAAGCUGAUGAUCCCACAUUCUAUACAUUGGAUUGAACUAGUUCUGUAGAUAUCUCUAGUCCUGUGCUAUAUCUCUUCUGCAAUGGCGAGUAAUGGCAGCAGCAGCGAGUAUGUUCCCAAGAACAUACUCAUCACAGGGGCAGCAGGUUUCAUAGCCUCCCAUGUGGCUAACAGGCUUGUGAAAAAGUACCCACAAUACAAGAUUGUGGUAUUGGACAAGCUGGACUACUGCUCCAAUCUGAAGAACCUGAAACCAUCCAGUCCAUCCCUUAAUUUCAAGUUUGUGAAAGGAGACAUUGGGAGUGCAGAUCUGGUGAAUUAUCUUCUCAUUACAGAGAAAAUUGACACCAUCAUGCACUUUGCAGCUCAGACCCAUGUGGACAAUUCAUUUGGCAACAGUUUUGAGUUCACCAAGAACAACAUCUAUGGGACUCAUGUCCUUCUAGAGGCAUGCAAGGUCACUGGGCAGAUUACAAGAUUCAUUCAUGUGAGUACUGAUGAAGUGUAUGGUGAAACAGAAAAGGAUGCCAUUGAGGGCAAUCAUGAGGCUUCUCAGCUUUUGCCCACAAAUCCUUACUCUGCAACUAAGGCAGGUGCUGAGAUGCUGGUCAUGGCCUAUGGGAGAUCCUAUGGCUUGCCUGUGAUUACUACAAGAGGGAAUAAUGUUUAUGGCCCCAAUCAAUUCCCAGAGAAGCUCAUACCCAAAUUCAUUCUUCUCGCAAUGCAAGGUAAGUCACUUCCUAUCCAUGGUGAUGGAUCCAAUGUGAGAAGUUAUUUAUACUGUGAGGAUGUAGCUGAGGCAUUUGAGGUUGUUUUGCACAAGGGUGAAGUUGGGCAUGUUUAUAACAUUGGUACUCAGAAAGAAAGGAGGGUUAUAGAUGUAGCUAAGGAUAUCUGUAAGCUCUUUUCAUUGGAUCCACAGAAGGUUAUUAAGUUUGUAGACAAUAGGCCUUUCAAUGACCAGAGGUAUUAUUUGGAUGAUAAAAAGCUCAAGGAUCUGGGGUGGUGUGAGAGAACCAAAUGGGAAGAAGGGCUGCAGAAAACAAUGGAGUGGUAUGUUAGCAACCCAGAUUGGUGGGGUGAUGUUUCUGGAGCUCUUUUGCCUCAUCCAAGAAUGCUUACAAUGGCAGGGGAUGAAAAAUAUGCAGCUGGACAUGAUGGGGUUGAAAUGGUUGUCAACAAUGCUGUUAAGGAAAAUUGUUGAAUAAAAAGAGUGCCAGUCUUAUGAAUAAAAGAAGGGAAAAAACUUAGUCUAAUUUUGUUCUUAGUAUAGUCCAGUUAAGUUUUCAGUUCAGUGCAAUCCAGUUGGGAAAUAAGGAUCUGCUUAUUAUAAUAUAAUAAGGAGCCACUGGAUAGGAAACAAAGCUCAAUGUUUUAGAAGAUUUCAUCAUUUCUAGUAGACAUCUCAUUUCUCCUUGUUGUAAUGUGACCACGUGGAGUUCCAUUGAAUGAAGAUAAGAAAUGAAUCUUCAUUACUCUAAUGUGACCACAUGGAGUUCAUUGAAUGAAAAUAAGAAAUGAAUUUUCAUAUUC